This is a messenger RNA of Hippopotamus amphibius kiboko, 1716 nucleotides long. RefSeq names its product enkurin domain containing 1 (gene ENKD1). The transcript is spliced from 7 exons. The record is from RefSeq and is a predicted model, not a curated record. Bases 211 to 1311 code for a protein of 366 amino acids. Gene Ontology annotation, cellular component: cytoplasmic microtubule. NCBI's taxonomy places the organism in Eukaryota, Metazoa, Chordata, Mammalia, Artiodactyla, Hippopotamidae.
CAGUGGGCGGUGAAACUGCUCCGGUGAUCUCCCUGCCUGGGUUGGGGGCUACCAGCGCGGCAGGGAAGCGGGCUGAGAGCGGAAGUGGAAAGCGCAGGUAGGGGGCGGGAGGCAGGGCGAAGGCCGGGAACGCAGGCAGGGAACGGCUGGGGUCAGGGCCCGGGUCCAGGGAGGAGGCACUGGGCUAAGGAAGGGGGUUCCGGGCCAGAGAUGCGUAGCCCGGCAGGCCUCGGUGCACCGUUGCAGAACGACGACGGCGGCAUGUGCGAGGGUCCGUCCCGCAUCUCGGGGCCCAUCCCCCCAGACCCUACGCUCUGUCCUGACUACUACCGGCGGCCGGCCUCGGCCCAAGGGCGCCUUGAGGGAAACGCGCUGAAGUUGCACCUGCUGACCCCGGAACCCGACCUAGACGCCACCCCUCCCCGCGGCCCCCGCAUCCGUCCCGGAGCCCGAGAAAUCCUGGAGCGUGGCCGGCGCGGCGUGGGUGACGUGCUGCUGCAGCUCAGGGGUAUCUCCCUAGGCCCAGGGGCCUCUCCCAAGAGGAAGGACCCUAAAGACCAUGAGAAGGAGAACCUGAGGCGGAUCAGGGAGAUCCAGAGGCGCUUCCGGGAGCAGGAGCACAGCCGGGAACAGGGCCAACCCAGGCCCCUGAAGGCUCUGUGGCGCUCACCCAAGUAUGACAAAGUGGAGUCCCGUGUCAAGGCCCAGCUGCAGGAGCCCGGGCCUGCCUCUGGGACAGAACCUGCCCACUUCCUGCGGGCACAUUCCCGUUGUGGCCCUGGGCUCCCACCGCCCCGUGUCCCCAGUCCCCGGCUAACCCCACCAGGUCCCAAUGCUAAGGUCCUGCAGGGCCCAGGCCCGAGUGUGGACUUCAUUACCCACAAUGCUCGCACUGCCAAGAGGGCCCCCCGGCGGCAUUCUCGCUCGCUGCAAGUCCUGGCACAGGUGUUGGAGCAGCAGCGGCAAGCCCAGGAGAACUACAAUGCCACACAGAAGGGUCACGUGCCCCAUUACUUAUUGGAGCGCAGGGAUCUGUGGCGACGGGAGGCUGAGGCCCGUCAGCACAGCCAGCCGGACCCGGCCAUGCCCCCUGGCCACACUCGCAUGCCUGAGAACCAGCGGCUGGAGACACUGAGCAACCUCCUCCAGAGUCAGAGCCAGCUGCUGCGUGAGCUGGUGCUGCUGCCUGCUGGGGCAGAUUCACUGAGGGCCCAGAGCCAUCGUGCUGAGCUGGACCGGAAGCUGGUGCAGGUAGAGGAGGCCAUCAAGAUCUUUUCCCGCCCCAAGGUCUUUGUGAAGAUGGAUGCCUGAGCCCUUUUAUGGGGAUAGUGACGGGGGUCUCACUGACAAUUGCUACAUGGUUGCACAGGGCAGCAUUGGGCCCCACGAGUGGCGUUUGCAGACAGGAGCAGUGGGGCGGGCAGUAUCCCCAGAGCGCUCUUCCCUGCCACUAGUGGCUGUGGAAGGGCCAUCCCAGCCUCUUUGUCAAAAUUAAACCUUUUGUACACAGUGGGAUUUGUUUCCUUAAUAGCUUCUCUUACCCUAGAAAUAACAAGCCUGGUGUCCCUCCUGCUUGACUACAGGAGGGUUUCAGUGCUGCCGUUAUCACUGCUUCACUCCUGCCUCAUGUCCGGGGCAGAAGGCAAGAUUGUGGGAUCAGGGAGAUGGCUAGGGCUGGGAAACAGAAGAACCAUAACUGCGUUUGUAGAAAACCUU